CGAGCCUUCACGACCGACCGCGGCAAGCAGUACUAUGUAGGAGAGACUGCUGCCCCUUUAAGUAACAAACGAUUAUAAGUAAACAACUUCAAUAAGGAUUUAUUGGAAUUUUGCAGUAACAUUUACCGUGAAUGUGAAGAUAACUGCAUCUCAAUUCUGUGGAACGGGGUAAUUUUUGGAUAGCGCACGAGAGGGUUACUUGCUAGCUGACUGGUUAGCAUCGUUCUCGCUAACUAAACAUGGUGGCCAGUGAACGAAAAGAGCUCUAAAAUAUUUAAGAAAGCUUAUUGUUGAAUGAUUUUAGAGGACUUGCAGAGAAAAUUACAUGGAGACUCGUCUGACAUGCCAAGGAAGGAGUUACCACUACCAGAGGGUUGGGAAGAAUCCCGGGAUUUUGACGGGAAAGUCUACUUCAUCGACCACAUCAAACACGCUACUAGUUGGAUUGAUCCAAGAGACAGGCAGACUAAACCUCUGACAUUUGCUGACUGCAUUGGCGAUGAGCUGCCUGUGGGUUGGGAGGAGGCCUACGACCCCAAUGUCGGGGCCUACUAUGUGGAUCAUAACACAAAGAGCACUCAGCUGGAGGACCCGCGGGCCCAGUGGCAGCGGGAGCAGGAGGUCAUGCUGCGGGAGUACCUGGACGUGGCCAAGGACGCGCUGAGCGCUCAGAAGGAGAUCUACCAGGUGAAGGAGCAGCGCCUGCGCCUGGCCCAGCAAGAGUACCUCCAGCUCAACAACGCCUGGAGGGACAGGUCCACCUCCCAGACCAGCUUGAAUUCCAGAUCAUCCUCCAGCAGUAAAUAUGACCCAGAAAUCCUCAAAGCCGAGAUAGUCACUUCCAAAAGUAGGGUGAAUAAGCUGAAGAGAGACCUAGCCUGCAUGAAACAAGAGUUGCAGUAUAAAGAGCAGGGCUUUGAAACGCUGAAAGAGAUUGACCACAAGGUGUCCAGCGCGCCUUACGGUGUCAAGCUUCACGAUGAGCAGGCCAUCCUGAACGAGGUCAAGUCCAUCCGGGACUCCAUCAGCUCCGGGGAGAAGGAGAAACAGGAGCUCAUGCAGAAACUAGCGGUGCUUAAGGAUGGCUUCCAGUUGGACUCAGUGGGUUCUCAGUCUGACCUGUGGGGCAGUAGCCCCUCCCUGGCCAACUCUGAGCUGUCCAUCCCUCGCCUCUACUCCGAAACCGGAUCCCAGACCAACAUACCUGCUGAGUUUGUGACCAACACCAACAACUUGGCAGAGAAGGUGCGACUGAGCCUGAAGUAUGAAGAAGCAAAUAGAAGGAUUGCCACCAUCGAGGUGCAGAUAGCCAAGCUGGACAGUGAGGCAUGGCCAGGGCUGCUGGACCCAGAGCGUGACCGCCUCAUCCUCAUCAAUGAGAAGGAGGAGCUACUCAAGGAGCUGCAAUACAUCAAGCCUUGCAAGAAAGUGCCUGAUGACCAGGAGAAGAUAGAGACACAGAAGAAAAGGCUUGAGAGAGACCUGCAGGCUGCCAGGGACAACCAGAGCAAGGCCCUGACCGAGAGAUUGAGAUUGCACUGUAAGAGGAACAAGCUGGUGAGAGAGCUGGAGGAGAUGGUUCGCCUGGCCUCAUCACUACACACUCAGCUCAAGAGUCUUUCGGCCAGCACACUGUCGUGUUCCUCAGGCAGCAGCCGUGGCUCUCUGACCUCCAGCCGGGGCUCUUUGGCCACAACGUCAUCCCUGGGCUCCACCUCCUCCCUGAGCUUCACAGAUAUCUACCUGGAGCAGCCUGAGCUGAGAGACCCAGACUUCCAGAACAAAUUGGACUCCCUACUGCAGGAGGGUGGCCCAGGGGUCAGCUACCGGCCCUCCAGCUCCAUCACCACCAUCCACGAACACGAGGUGGUCGCUGGGGGAGAGAGAGCGGGUGACAAGGGGGGUGUUGUCGGUGGGGGAGCAGAGGCCAGAACCAGGCUACAGGCGCUGAGACUAUCAGAGACGCCAAGGUCGAUCAGUUCACUGUCGCCGAGGUCUUCAAUGUCGUCGCUCUCGCCGCCCUGCUCGCCGCUGGUCACGGACUCUAUAUUCCUCUCCGGGGAGAGGUUUGCGGGACCAGGGGGCCCAGGUGGGGGGCUGGACAUGGAGCUGCAUAGCAGGCUGACUGAGCUAGGGCUGGGGUUGGACAAGGAGGAGCAGCAGCACCCUGGAGGGGUGGAGCAGGAUGCCAAUACCAUAGCUGGAGAGAUGUUUAAAGAUGCCAUAGUGCACGCCAGAGGGACGGUGGGGGCGGGGCCUAAGAAGAUGGGCGUGACAUCAGCAGUGUCUGAUGAGUCGGUGGCGGGUGACAGCGGGGUGUACGAGCCCUCAGAGACGAGGUCAGUCCUCCCUGCAGAGCUGCUGCUGGGCUAUGAGGAGAGAGGAGGACCACUAGGCUGUGCCCAGGUCAGACUGGGCCUGAAGUACGAGGUGAAAGACAAGCGCUUCACCGUGUUCGUCACGCAGCUCUCCAAUUGCAGCGUCCUCGUACUGCCACCAGACCACAAAAUAUACAUCCGUGUGGCGGUGCUCCCGUGCUCAGAGUCCACCUGCUGCCUCUUCCGGACGCGCGGCUCUCUCCCCCAGGACAUUGUGGAGGUCAACGAAGUCUUCGGUGUCCAGAUGGCCCACAAUGCCCUGCGGCAGAAGACCCUGAGGGUGGACAUAUGCCACACCAGCCUGUCCGGCCGUGAGGAGUGUCUUGCUGGUGCUCAGAUAAGCCUGGCUGAUGUCAACACCUCUGGGGAGAGAUGUGUCAAGAGCUACAACCUCCUCAGCUACUCCUUCAUGCCCCAGAUCAAUAACAAGGACAAGACUGGGACGACUCUGCAGUCUGAAAGGAGCUCUGUCCCCAUCACAGAGAGAGUAGCAGGCAGUCUGGAGGGUGCACCAGAGGAGGAUGAAUGUGUUUCAACCCUCUACAGGCACAGUGAAGAGCUGGAAGGUGAAGUGUUUGAAGACGAGGAAGAUGACCACGUAGAGGGGGCGGGACCUCUAGAGGAAGAGGAGGAGCUAUAUCCUGACGGCAGCCAAUGGGAGGGAGAGGUGACAACCAAACCGACUGGAAUAGGAACCAUGGCUGAGAGGGUGAACAAGGAGACCAGUACCGGCCACCACCACCAUGUCUCCUCCUCGGUGGUCCGGCCAAAGGAGCGUCGGCCCCACCAUGUUCCCCAGCAGAAUGCCUUCUUCCAGGGCAACACCAUCAUCCGCUCCAAGACCUUCUCCCCUGGGCCCCAGAGCCAGUACAUCUGCCGGAUCAACCGCAGUGACAGUGACAGCUCCACUCUGUCAAAGAAGUCUCCUUUCGUCAGGAACGCAUCAGAGAGACGCAGCAUGCGCAUGAAGAAGCCCUCGGUGCCGGUGCGGAGCCUAGACGGGCUGCUGCGGACCAGUCUGGACCUAGAGCUGGACCUGCAGGUGUCCAGGACACGCCACACGCGACUGGCUCAGGAGCUGCGUGUCCUCAGGGAGCUGAAGGAGCAACUGGAGAGGGCACGGCAGCAGGGAACCAGAGAUCUCCCCACCUGGGUGCAGGACGACGAGCGCUUUCGUUUGCUUCUCAGACAGGCCGAGAAACAGACCCGUGAGGAGCAGCUGCAGGAGCAGAGGGUGGAGAAGAUGAUGCGUGCUGCGGCCAAGGACGUCCACAAGCUCCGAGGCCAGAGCAGGAAAGAGGUGCCUGAGGUCCAGUCCUUCAGAGAGAAGAUGGCCUUCUUCACUCGAGCAAAGACCAACAUCCCUGAUCUGCCUGUCGACGAUGUGUAGCGCAUUUCAAGUAUUCCAGUCUUACCUGCUGUUUCCAAGCAGAUGACUCUGACGCAGACUUCUGGUGGUAUUAUGAAGAAUGGAGAAUAAUAAAAUAAUAAUGUAUAGGAAAAAAUACCGUCACAUUUUUCAGAGUUGCUAAUCUGUAUAGUUUUUUUUGUGCUAGCAACUAGAGCAUUGUUUUCUUCCACUCUCUGUAGCAUUAUUGUUACUGUUACUAAUAAGUGGAUGUUGGAAGAGACCGUUAGAUGUGUUAUGGUAAAACCGUAACUCCAAUACACACCAGCCCUUUCUGUGUGGAAUUUGAAAAGAUAAAAGAGAAAUGCUGUUCUGUUCUUUAGCCAGGACCACUUAUUUGCUGUAGUCUUAAGAUGUGAAUAUUGACCCCCAGAGGUACUUUACAUUAUUUAUAGCACAACACAUCUACAAAAUCAAUACUGUUAUUGUAUGAUGGUGUACUAUGACUGAAUGUGUGGUUGUAUAGUAUACUGAAACCGGCUGUCUGUCCCUAGUCACACUGCACAUGGUUCUCAUAGUAACCCUCACUGGUGCACACACCAUCUCUCAGCAUUGUGUAGGAACUGCACUAACUCUCACCUAUACUCAGGUAGUUUAUUGGAUAGUUUGUGCACUUUUAAAAUGGUAAUCUAUAAAAGAGGAUGGAGGCGUUGAAGAGGUGGGAGGAGUGCUCCACUUCAGGCUGGAAUGAUUGUUGAAUCACUGCCUAACAAAGCACAUGCUUGUGAAAGACAAAAGAAGUGGAGGAGAUAACUCUUGUAUUUUAUGAAGAUCAUUGGUGGGGAUAAACUCCCCAUUGACUGUAUGAUUUAAAACGUUAGUGAAGUGAUCCAAAAAACAUGGAAUAACUGAGGACUAAAGUAUAUCUUAGCUUAAAGUCUAAUCACUUUUCCUGCUCUCAUCCCUUUUACCCCCUCCCUUAAAUUCCUUGUAACUGGACAUUUUGAAGAACCAUACAAACAGUAUCCCAAUUGUUCUUCUGCUAUCUUUUUUUGCAUCUCUCAACUGGACGUUCUAUAUGUAAACCUUACCUUAUCACACUAACUGGGAUAUUUGUCGAUGAGCCCCCUUCCAAAGAGGAUCUUCCCUUCCAGUCUGGGGCAGUACUAGGGACCCCUGUUACACUGGCAAAGCUUUAGUACAUACAGAGAUUAAUAAGAUCAGGUCUGUCUCUGUAUCCAUCCUGCAUGGAGCAUUGUCACAUCAAUGACCACAGGAAUUGGCGAGACCGCACAAACAGAUCUGGGACGAGGCUACACUUCUAGUCUAGCAGCCAAGUUUCCCAAUAUAUCUCUCUGUAAGCAAACAUAACAAAGUCCUUCUGAGGAUGUAAUUUUAUCUCUGCAUGGUGCUCUCUAUGUGCCAGAGGUAUCGUUGAACAGGCUUACUGUUGCAAGUACAUAUCUGGCUCUGAUUGAUCACGUCUGUGAUCUUCACAGGCGACUAGUGGUGUCUGUGUUAAUGAAAUGUGAUAAAGUGAAAUGUGUAAGUGGAUCAACUGGCAGUACAGGGAGAAAUCAGAGGGCUUUAACUAGGCUACUGGAAACAGUACAGGGAGAAAGCUGUAGACUAGAUCAGAACAGUCAGCUUGCUACUCUCUCUGUAAACACUUAAUAAUGGAUGGCAUUUCAGAUGAUAGAGAUGUCUUGGAUGUUGGUUUGAAGGGGUGGUCAUAAGGGGAUAUGUACAAGGGCCCCUGUUCACAUGCUGAACCGCGAUGCAAAUGUCUCUGGAGUGUUUUGGUGAUUUUAGAUGUUUGAGAUUAGAUUGGCUUUUCAUCAAAUCCUACUCUCCCACACCCUUUUUUGUGUUGACCAAACAUGAUUGUGUGAUGCCAAUUCUAUUAGGCCUGAAUUACAAUCUACUGAUAUUGGAGUAGCCAGAAAUGUAACCUACUUUUCAACAGAAACAUAGCUAGCUUCUUUCCCUCAAUAGAGCACUUUUUAGCACCAUAUGUAGAGAGCACCCCAAGAUCUGCUGUACAGUCAGAGACCACUUAAAGCUCAAUACAACAUUAGGCUAGUUCUAACUCUGUGGUGCUGUAGUGAUUUGUCCAAUCCACAACAGCCAGGAUGACAUUGAAACAAGUUCAUGCUUCAUGAGUUUUCCAUAGAAUGUUGAGCAUAAUGACUCUGAAUAUGGAGAGGAGUCAGAGUGGAAUGAAAUCACAUGCCCAGUAUCUCAAUUUGUAUAUUAGCACAAGACCUUAGUCAGAUUUUUUUGAUGGUCAUGAAUUCGCACUAAUGUUCUGCAAAUGAUGAGUAGAGAUUCACUGGUGUCCAGUGUCUCACCCCAAUGGACAUUGCUCUGUAGUUUGAAUACAUUCCAUGUUUCAUACCCUUUACAGAUAGAAUAAUACCCCAAAUUGAAUAUCAGAUAUUAUUUUCUACUCCACCCCAUACUAAUAAUGUUAGAUCAGACAAUUGAAUUCCUUCACGGCUUUUUUCUUUACUGAUAGCAUGUGAAGUUCACAUGCCAUUCCAUAAUGCACUGGUUGUCUUUGCCGUAUCAUGGCGUUCGCACAUUUUGUUUGCAUGCUGCCACAUAGUGUGUGGUUAAUCACGUUACAUGUUUAAAAAAAAAAAAAAAAAAAAAAAAAAGAGAAGGGGGGAAAAGGAACAUAUUGCACCACCAACUAAAAGGCGCUGCGUGGUCAAUCCGAUGUCUGCAUUGUCCGUGCAGCAUUUAUGGUGAUACGGCCUCUGCAGAAGUCGGGGCAUUCAUGCUUCGCGGAGCAGUGCAGAGCUGUUGUGAAGGAUGUUGUCAAGGAAGUGAGUUUGUGUUUAUACAGGACCUCCCGCCAUCACCUACCAUCAACCAAUCAUGUCAAUGUGGAGCAAUACGGAGCCCUCCGCAUUGUUACAAAAUUGCGUCACACCCUCCGCAAUUGCGUCUCACCCUCCAUAUGAAGCCUCCAACCACAUUUUCGGAUCAAGCAUAAAUUGUCUUUAACCCUACAUCUAUAUUCCACAAUUUCAUAAAAAUCAUCACCCCAUUCCACUACUUUCACCCUAACUGAUCCUACACUAGGCCUGGGAGGACGGGACUCUUUUUGCUGCCUCAGCAUAUGACACCUUCUGUUCUACUUUGACCCUGGCAACCUCAACCGGUCUUUCUUGCACUGGGCAAUUCUGAUCCCCAGCAACAUGGGCACCUCCACAAUGGACACUUUUUUUCUCCACUGAUACUACACAUUCCUUUUGUUACUUGCCCUCCUGCACACUUCUCACAUCUCAGAAUCUCCCUCCAACACACUGCUGCAAUAUGACCAUAAGCUUGGCAUCUGAAACACCUUAAUGGGUUCUGCACAAAGGCUCUCACGGGAUAGCUGACAUAUCCUAACAUUACUUUAUCAGGUGAAAAGGAUAGACAGCAUCUUCUGAGUUUCACCACGCUCGCUACUGGGUCUGUGUCGCACCAAAUGGCGGGCAUCACAGACACAGGGAAUCUUACAUUUCAGUUGCUCCACCUCUAAACUUAACACCACUCUUGUAAUCGCUCCACCACGUGUGUUCUGGCUUUGGCCCAACCCAUCGGUUUCUAGACCAAUCAGACGGCCCCGAAAUAUGUUGCAUUUGGUGAAGUGUCAGGAACGUACUCCGAUCCAGACCAUAGAGAUAGAGGAAUCAUCUUUAUAUCUGUGCCAUUAUAGCGUGUGACAGCAUGGGUAGCGCCAUUGAGGCGAUUUCCAUUUUGAAGUAAUCGAUUUUCUUCUUCAUGAUUUUGCUGAUCUCUCCUGAUGACCCGGUUGGACAUGGAAGUCCCACCCAGCUGACUACAUUAAAAUGGUAGAAGUCCUCAAUGGCGCUGUCCAUGCUAAUGCGGCCUUUAGACCACUAGAGGCCUCUAUCAUUCUCUAUGAUCCAGACUCAUUGCAGAGAAUAAUCUAAUGUCUGUGGUCGUGGCGUAGUGUUUGACUGGAGCAGGUGCCUGGGUAGCCAGGCAAAUCAGAGGACACCAUCAGACCAACUCCUUGAAUACCCUACUCUUAGAAGUUUGCUCAACAAAUUGUUUUACCCUUUAGUGUGUGUACUUUAAUGUAUUUAUACUUGGGAUAUUGCUUUUUAAUAGGAAAAGUUACAAAAUCGCUGCUGGAGGACGUCUUUAAAAUGCACUACAUGACCAAAAGUAUGUGGACAACUGCUUGUCAAACAUCUCAUUCCAAAAUCAUGGACAUUAGUAUGUAGUUGGUCCCCCCUUUGCUGCUAUAAUAGCCUCCACUCUUCUGGGAAGGCUCUCCACUAGAUAUUGGAACAUUGCUGCAUGGACUAGCUUCCAUUCCAUUCAGCCAUAAGCAUUAGGCAAUUAUGUUGACCGAUUGUCAUGCUGAAACAGGAAAGGGCCUUCCCCAAACUGUUGGGCACAGAAUCGUCUAGAAUUCCAUUGUAUGCUGUAGCAUUAAGAUUUCCCUUCACUGGAACUAAAGGGCCUAGCACAAACCAUGAAAAACAGCCCCAGACUAUUAUUCCUCCCCCACCAAACUUUAGUUAGAUUUUUUUACCUUUUAUUUAACUAGGCAAGUCAGUUAAGAACAAAUUCUUAUUUUCAAUGACUGUCUACAAACAGUGGGUUAACUUCCUUGUUCAGGGGCAGAACGACAGCUUUUUACCUUGUCUGCUUGGGGAUUCGAUCUUGCAACCUUUUGGUUACAAGUCCAACGCUCUAACCACUAGGCUACCUGCCGCAUAGUUGUCACUAUGCAUUGGGGCAGAUGGCGUUCUUCUGGCAUCUGCCAAACCCAGAUUCGUCCAUCAGACUGCCAGAUGGGGCGGCAAGGUAGCCUAGUGGUUAGAGCAUUGGACUUGUAACCGAAAGGUUGCAAGAUCGAAUCCCUGAGCUGACAAGGUAAAAUCUGUUGUUCUGCCCCUGAACAAGGCAGUUAACCCACUGUUCCUAGGCCGUCAUUGAAAAUAAUAAUAAGUCCAAUGGCGAUGAGCUUUACACCACUCCAGCCGACGCUUGACAUUGCGCAUGGUGAUCUUAGGCUGCUCGGCCAUGGAGACCCAUUUCAUAAAGCUCCCGACUAACAGUUCUUGUGCUGACGUUACUUUGAGGCAGUUUGGAACUCUGUAGUGAGUGUUGCAUCUGAGAACAAGAUUUUCUGUUCUGUGAGCUUGUAUUCUACCACUUGGCGGCUUAGCCGUUUUUGCUCUUAGAUGUAUCCACUUCUCAAUAACGGCACUUAUAGUUGACUGGGGCAGCUCUAGCAGGGCAGACGUGACAAACUGAGCUGUUUUUCUAUGUAGACUGCAUGGCUGUGUGCUCAAUUUUAUACGCCUGUCAGCAACGGGUAUGGCUGAAAUAGCCGAAUUCACUAAUUUGAAGGGGUGUCCACAUACUUUUGUGUAUGUAUAAGGUGUUACAAAAAGUUUAGUUUGGACCAUUUCUAUCCUUUCACAUUUUUACAAACUACAAUGUUGCACUUCACCACUGUAAAGGAAAGUCACUAUUCAUGGCACAGCAAUUUAUUCUACAUGAACUGCGUACUGUGAAUGGAUCCUUUGGAGAGUGUGCCUUUUUAGAUUUAAAUAUGAUUUUAACCUGAGGCGAAAAUGUGGUCACCAUCCAAAAACAGAUAACACUACUUUUUGUUGCCUCAAAUAACGUGUACUGUUUGCAUUUGAAUGUGAACUGUUUACUUAAAAAAGUUAUCAUGAUUUACUCCAGUGUAGAGAGAGUAAACCAAUCUGAGGUCUUAUAUUAGGACUUCUUAUUGGAUUUCAGUGUGGAUGGAACAGUGCUAUCUAUAUGUGAUUAACUGAAGUUAGCCACGAUUGACUAGAUGGUUUGUAACUUGGAUCUAAAGGCUUAAAUGUACUUCUAUAACACCACCCAGCAUGUAUAUUGUUGACAGAAGUGGUCAAUAUAAUCAGAAACUAACGAUUAAGUAUGUCUUACUUCAAGUAAUCAAAAACCAUCACUGUCAGAAACUUGAGCUGGUAGCAUUGAAUGAUUUGUCGUCAUGUAGGAUGUGAUAUAAUUCUUGUUUUGAAGUUCAAGUGCAUUUUUGUCUUAUAAAGUUUUAAUCUGUUGUAUUAAGGAUAGCAAAGAACCUGGUAUGUUUAUGGAAAUAGUUUGAGAAAUGUAUUUAUUGCACUUUCUGAUUUGGGUGUGUGAUGUUUGUUUCCUUUCUCGUGAGACUCCUGAAAGCUGUGAAUUUUAUCAUGGACACUGUACCAUCAACCAGAAUUGUAAAUAUUUCACCAGCACAAAAAUGUUUUGUAGUUUCACAACAAGUAAAACAAGUUUUUUUUGUUCUA
Molecule: messenger RNA, 10046 nt
Organism: Salvelinus fontinalis (brook trout)
Lineage: Eukaryota; Metazoa; Chordata; Actinopteri; Salmoniformes; Salmonidae
Product: protein KIBRA-like
Exons: 23
Coding region: 295-3768 (1157 amino acids)
Biological process (GO): cell migration; regulation of hippo signaling; negative regulation of organ growth
Cellular component (GO): cytoplasm
Molecular function (GO): kinase binding; molecular adaptor activity
Source: RefSeq, a predicted model, not a curated record